AUGGGGAUAAUUGAUGAUAUCAAGGAGACACUAUCCAAAGCAGUGUUUUCUCCUGGUACGCUGUUGUCUGGACGCGGCGGGCUGCACAUGGCUCAGAUCAUCCUGUCUCUGGUUACCUUUAUCCUGGCUAUCUUCAGAGGAGCGAGCAGCCAUACCUACUGGAGCUACGCCAUGUUCACUUGGGCCUUCUGCCCCAUCAUGACCCUCAUCAUCACUAUCAUCGAAAUGUUUAAACUCGAUAUUGCACUCAACAUGUUUUGCAUGGACUGGCCUGACUUCACCACAGGCAUGGCCAUGUCCUCCACGCUCAUGACUGUUUCUGUCGCCAUCACCUACGCCAACUUCUACGCCUGCCUGAAAUGUCUGUACGGCUGGAUAGUGAGUGUGUUUGCUUUUUUGUGCUGUUUCGUUUACACCCUUGAAGUGAUAAAGGACAAAAUCCUGGACAAGAAGAAAGGGAGCUACCUCGCCAUUCUGCCUGGAUUCUUCAAAGUAAUGGAGGCCUUUGUGAGCUGCAUGAUAUUCAUAUCACUGACCGGCUACAGUAACAAGCCGGCUCUGAUCGCCUGCAUUAUUGCGUACGCCAUUCCCUUCCCCAUCCUCCCAGUCAUCAUAGCCACCAACAUCCUGAAGAAGCUUAAGAUGUGUUUGCCUUUUAACUUGGACAGGUUUGUGUUUAUAUUCCUGGUCAUCUCUGUUGUGCUGUACAUCUUCGCUGCUAUAGUUUGGCCAAUUUUUAUGUUCAGAAACAACCCUCGUCCCAGCGACUGUCCGCCCAGCUUUUGCAUCUGGGCCAUUCAGUUAGUGGUUGCAGUCAUGACCUAUGUGAAUCUCAUUCUCUUUACACUGGACCUCAUUUUUACCUUGCUUGGUAUCUGUGGCUUUAAACGUGGAUAA
Paralichthys olivaceus (Japanese flounder) is the source of this 897-nucleotide messenger RNA. RefSeq names its product myeloid-associated differentiation marker-like protein 2. The record is from RefSeq and is a predicted model, not a curated record. Gene Ontology annotation, cellular component: membrane. Lineage: Eukaryota; Metazoa; Chordata; Actinopteri; Pleuronectiformes; Paralichthyidae.